AUGGGUAAGGUUCACGGAUCUCUCGCCCGUGCCGGUAAGGUCAAGGCUGCCACUCCCAAGGCAAGUAUUCCCUUCGAACGCUCCAAGCGCCAACCCAGACGAAUCGUCGAGCCCCAGGAGAAGCCCAAGAAGCCCAAGGGCCGCGCCUACAAGCGCAUCUUGUACACCCGCCGUUUCGUCAACGUUACCAUGACCGGUGGCAAGCGCAAGGUACAUACCACUUGA
This is a messenger RNA of Penicillium oxalicum, 225 nucleotides long. RefSeq names its product 40S ribosomal protein eS30. Gene Ontology annotation, biological process: translation. Lineage: Eukaryota; Fungi; Ascomycota; Eurotiomycetes; Eurotiales; Aspergillaceae. Gene Ontology annotation, cellular component: cytosolic small ribosomal subunit; ribosome. The coding region runs from base 1 to 225 and encodes 74 amino acids. The transcript is spliced from 2 exons. The record is from RefSeq and is a predicted model, not a curated record. Gene Ontology annotation, molecular function: structural constituent of ribosome.